Messenger RNA from Vitis vinifera (wine grape), 2432 nucleotides. RefSeq names its product protein SIEVE ELEMENT OCCLUSION B. Gene Ontology annotation, biological process: phloem development. The record is from RefSeq and is a predicted model, not a curated record. Bases 93 to 2432 code for a protein of 779 amino acids. Lineage: Eukaryota; Viridiplantae; Streptophyta; Magnoliopsida; Vitales; Vitaceae. The transcript is spliced from 6 exons.
UCCUUUCUGCCUCAAAAUCUUAGCUACUUGCCUUCCUUUGCAUACCCAAAACGGUGACUACCAACAAAGCCAUCUAAGGUCCAUUGCAGCAAAUGGCCAAAGAACUCAGUAACCCAACUCCCAUGCAGCAAGUGAUCAACCCAGCUCCGCUGCAGCAAGUGUUGAAGCCCUCAGAAACCACCAAAAUCAACCCAGUUCCCUUACAACAACUGAUCAAGCAUGAUAGGAGCAUGAUAACCAUGUCUGAUGACAACAUCAUGGUGAAACAAAUUCACGCAACCCAUGCUCCUGAUGGCCGAGAGUUUGAUGUUAAGCCUCUUUUCCAACUCGUGGAAGACAUCCUGAAUCGGGCUACACCGGGUGUUGAUCCCUUAAUUUCGGCUGCCCAAACACGCAUUGAAACUUCUGAUGAUAGGACAAAUCAAGCCAGUUUCAUUGCUUUGCUCGAAGCACUGUCGUUUACCAUUGAUCGAAUUUCCUGCGAGAUAGCAUACAAGAGUUUGGGCGGAGGUGACGCUCAUGCAACGACACUCUCUAUAUUUAACCUGUUAACAAGCUAUUCAUGGGAAGCAAAGCUGGUGCUAACCCUAUCAGCUUUUGCGGUGAACUAUGGUGAAUUCUGGCUCCUUGCUCAGAUCUAUUCAUCCAACCAACUUGCGAAAUCAAUGGCAAUCCUUAAGCAAGUGCCCACCAUCUUGGAGCACUCUGGUCAACUGAAACCACGGUUUGAUGCUCUUAACAAUCUCAUCAGGGCUAUGGUGGCAAGUACCAGGUGCAUUAUUGAGUUCAAGGAGCUCCCGUCCAUGUAUAUAAGCCAGGACGUACCAGCAUUAGCAACAGCAAUGACCCAUAUCCCCACUGCUGUUUACUGGACCAUCAGGAGUGUUGUGGCUUGCGCAACUCAGAUUACAACCUUCACUAGCAUGGGCCAUGAGUACUGGAUAUCUGCUACAAAUGAGGCAUGGGAACUGUCCACCAUGGCUCACAAGAUCAAUAGCAUACUGGACCUUCUGAAGAAGCAACUUACUCUUUGUUACCAAUACAUAGGUAGGACCACCAACCCUUUCCAAAUUUAUGGAAGCAAGUGUUGCACAGCUAAUGUAAAUACCAAUGAAAUGGAUUUUAAAUCUGACAAGGGAUUGCUGUUUGAUGCAGAUGAUAAGCGGAAUGCUGAAACUUUUCAAAUGCUUCUGAAUCUUUUUGACAGUAUUCACAUUGACAACAUGAAGAUUCUCAGGGCACUGAUUUCUCCCAAGGAUGACGUGCAGCCACUGCUUGAAGGCUCUACAAAGAGAAGGGUUAACAUUGAUGUGCUGAGGAGGAAGAAUGUUUUGCUGCUUAUAUCAGGCCUAUCCAUCUCCCAUGACGAGCUUUCAAUUCUGGAACAGAUCUAUAAUGAAUCUCGGGUCCACGGGACAAGGAUGGAGAGUCAGUACGAAGUUGUGUGGAUCCCAGUUGUGGACCGCUCAGUUGUGUGGACAGAUGCCAUGCAAGAUCGGUUUGUGACUCUGCAGGCCACAAUGCCAUGGUAUUCAGUCUACACUCCUACACUGAUUGAUAAGGCAGUCAUCAGGUUCAUCAAGGAGGUGUGGCACUUCCGGAACAAGCCCAUCCUUGUGGUGCUAGAUCCACAAGGAAAAGUGGUGAGCCCUAAUGCAAUCCACAUGAUGUGGAUAUGGGGGAGUACCGCCUUCCCGUUCACUAGUUUGAGGGAGGAAGCUCUUUGGAGGGAAGAGAGUUGGAAGCUUGAGCUGCUGGUGGAUGGUAUUGACCCAACCAUACUGAACUGGAUCAAAGAAGGAAAAUUCAUUUACUUGUACGGAGGAACUGACAUGGAAUGGAUCCGAAAAUUCACAACCACCGCACGGGCAGUUGCAUCGGCUGCACGGAUCCCCUUAGAGAUGGUGUACGUGGGACAGAGCAAGAAAAGAGAGCAAGUCCGGAAAUGCACAACUGCCAUUACUGUGGAGAAACUCAGCUACUGCUGGCAAGAUCUUACCAUGGUCUGGUUCUUCUGGACCCGACUGGAAAGCAUGAUGUUCUCCAAGAUCCAGCUAGGUAGUACUGUCGAUGUCGAUCCUAUGCUGCGGGAAAUCAAGAAACUGAUCAGCUACGACAAGGAAGGAGGAUGGGCUGUACUCAGCAAUGGAUCUUUUGUAUUCGUCAAUGGCCACAGCAGCACUGUUUUGCUCACCUUUACCGAGUACAAUGCAUGGAAAGACGACGUGCCCCCAAAGGGCUUCGACAUAGCUUACAUGGAUUUCCAUAGUAAGCUUCAUAGCGAUUCUCGGCCCUGCUGCCGUUUUGAGUUCCCUAGCGAAGUUGGAAGGAUUCCGGAGAACAUCAAGUGCCCAGAGUGCCUCCGCAUCAUGGAGAAGUACAUCACUUUUGGGUGCUGCCAUGACGAGAACGCCAUAAGCGCACUCUACUAA